AUGUUCCGUUACGACAGCAGCUGGACUGACUCGCAGAAGCUCGCAGGCAAUCCAAGGAUGCUCACGGCGUUGAAGCAGAUGGCGAAGCCGCACGCUCGCGGAUACUUUGGAGUAGAGGCCAAGGCUUACGGUUACUCCACCCAUGUUGACCUCGACAAGCUCAAGGUCCCUUCAGCUCAUCACAUCUUCCACUGUGCUCGUGAGCUCAACGCCUUCAACGAUGGCUGGAACACGACCGCCCCGUCGGAUUGUUAA
This is a messenger RNA of Guillardia theta CCMP2712, 255 nucleotides long. RefSeq lists its product as hypothetical. The record is from RefSeq and is a predicted model, not a curated record. NCBI's taxonomy places the organism in Eukaryota, Cryptophyceae, Pyrenomonadales, Geminigeraceae. The transcript has 3 exons. The coding region runs from base 1 to 255 and encodes 84 amino acids.